Molecule: messenger RNA, 4087 nt
Organism: Homo sapiens (human)
Lineage: Eukaryota; Metazoa; Chordata; Mammalia; Primates; Hominidae
Gene: ZNF43
Product: zinc finger protein 43
Biological process (GO): regulation of DNA-templated transcription
Cellular component (GO): nucleus
Source: RefSeq, marked validated
UCAUACUGGAGAGAAACCCUACACAUGUGAAGAAUGUGGCAAAGCCUUUAACCAGUUCUCAAACCUUACUACACAUAAGAGAAUCCAUACUGCAGAGAAAUUCUAUAAAUGUACAGAAUGUGGUGAAGCUUUUAGCCGGUCCUCAAACCUUACUAAACAUAAGAAAAUUCAUACUGAAAAGAAACCCUACAAAUGUGAAGAAUGUGGCAAAGCUUUUAAGUGGUCCUCAAAGCUUACUGAACAUAAGUUAACUCAUACUGGAGAGAAACCCUACAAAUGUGAAGAAUGUGGCAAAGCCUUUAACUGGCCCUCAACCCUUACUAAACAUAACAGAAUUCAUACUGGAGAGAAACCCUACAAAUGUGAAGUAUGUGGCAAAGCCUUUAACCAGUUCUCAAACCUUACUACACAUAAGAGAAUUCAUACUGCAGAAAAACCGUACAAAUGUGAAGAAUGUGGCAAAGCUUUUAGCCGGUCCUCAAACCUUACUAAACAUAAGAAAAUUCACAUUGAAAAGAAACCCUACAAAUGUGAAGAAUGUGGCAAAGCUUUUAAGUGGUCCUCAAAGCUUACUGAACAUAAGAUAACUCAUACUGGAGAGAAACCCUACAAAUGUGAAGAAUGUGGCAAAGCUUUUAACCAUUUCUCAAUCCUUACCAAACAUAAGAGGAUUCAUACUGGAGAGAAACCCUACAAGUGUGAAGAAUGUGGCAAAGCUUUUACCCAAUCCUCAAACCUUACUACACAUAAGAAAAUUCAUACUGGAGAGAAAUUCUACAAAUGUGAAGAAUGUGGCAAAGCUUUUACCCAAUCUUCAAACCUUACUACACAUAAAAAAAUUCAUACUGGAGGAAAACCCUACAAAUGUGAAGAAUGUGGCAAAGCUUUUAACCAGUUCUCAACUCUUACUAAACAUAAGAUAAUUCACACUGAGGAGAAACCCUACAAAUGUGAAGAAUGUGGCAAAGCCUUUAAGUGGUCCUCAACCCUUACUAAACAUAAGAUAAUUCAUACUGGAGAGAAACCCUACAAAUGUGAAGAAUGUGGCAAAGCUUUUAAACUGUCCUCAACCCUUUCUACACAUAAGAUUAUUCAUACUGGAGAGAAACCCUACAAAUGUGAAAAAUGUGGCAAAGCUUUUAACCGAUCCUCAAACCUUAUUGAACAUAAGAAAAUUCAUACUGGAGAGCAACCCUACAAAUGUGAAGAAUGUGGCAAAGCAUUUAACUAUUCCUCACACCUUAAUACACAUAAGAGAAUUCAUACUAAAGAGCAACCCUACAAAUGUAAAGAAUGUGGCAAAGCUUUCAACCAAUAUUCAAACCUUACUACACAUAACAAAAUUCAUACUGGAGAGAAACUCUACAAACCUGAAGAUGUGACAGUGAUUUUGACAACACCUCAAACUUUUUCAAACAUAAAAUAAAUUAUACUGGUGAGAAAUUCUAGAAAUGUAAAGAAUGUGAUAAAGGCUUUACAUGGUUGUCACACUUGAUUGUAGGUAAGAUAAUUUACAUUGGAGUAAACUUCUACAAGUGUGAAGAAUGUGGCAAAACUUUUAAUUAAUGCUCGUACCUUAUUGCACAGGAAAGAAUUUUUACUUGGAAAAAGGUAUAUACACAAAGAAUGUGGAAAAGCCAUUAAUAUGUGCUCAUAUCUUACUCAACAUCAGAGAGUCUGUACUUAAUAAAACCAUUAUAGAUGCAACUAGUGUCAAAAGAUCUUUCAGAAAAUAAAAGCCUUUAAAGUGAAGAAGAUAAUUCAUUCUGAAGACAAACAUUACAAAUAUUAAGAGGGUUGUAGUACCAUUACUUGCAUCACAGAUCUUAUUGUACACAUUUUGUACUAAAGAAAACCCUGAAGCAGUUGCUCAAAUACUGUUCAACAUCAGAAAAUUUAUAUUGGAAAAAACCCCUGGAAAAUGUAAUAAAUUUGUAAAAACAGUUUUGAAAAACUACAGCUUAUAAAACAUGAGGGUCUAUAAUGCUUGGUUGAUAGUACAAAGUUUAUUCAACAUCAGGGAAUUUAUAUUGGAGAAAAACCCUACAAAUGUAAUCAGUUUGGAAAAACAUUUUUAAAAAAACCACAGCAUAGAAAACACCACAGGGUUCAUACUAAAAUAUGUUUUUGCAGAUGCAGUAAAAAUGAAAAAAAUUUAAUCCGAAAUUAAGUUUAUGUAAAUAUCUGAGAAUUCACAGUAGAAAUAUCUAAGGCGCGGACACUUCAGACAUUACACUAAAUCAGUGCUAAGUACAGAAAACAACACAAAAUAAAACUUGGUGGAUAAAUUAUUUGUAUAUAACAUUAAAAGAAGUAGAAGAUUUUCAGUUAUAAUUACAAUUAAAGUAUACUUUUAUCUUGAAAAAAUUACUGAUUUUUAAAUUAGUGAAUAAUGAUGUAAUUAAACUCUCAAAUAACUUUAUGCUCUUUUUUCAUUCCUGCUAUAUUCACAUGUGAAAGCAUGUGACCAAUUGUUGCUGCACCAAAGAUAUGAGAGAUUCUUUUAUUAGGUGGGCAUUAUUUAAAACAUUUUUUAUGGAACAGUAAGGAUAUUAAAGUGUAAGAUGCAGCCAGGCAUGGUGGCUCAUGCCUAUAAUCCCAGCACUUUGGGAGGCUGAGGCCGGUGGAUCACCUGAGGUCAGGAGUUUGAGACCAGCCUGACCAACAUGGUGAAACCCUGUCUUUACUAAAAAUACAAAAAUUUACCAGGCACCUAUAAUCCCAGCUACUUCAAAGGCUGAAGCAGGAGAAUCACUUGAACCUGGAAAGUGGAGGUCUCAGUGAGCCGAAAUCAUACCAUUGCACUCCAACCUGGGCAACAAAAGUCAAACUCCAUCUCAAAAAGAAAAAAAAAAAAAAAAAAGAUGCGUGAUGAAAAUGUAACUGGAGAGGCUCUUUGUGGUUAACUUAUAAAGGAGUGAUGCAGGAGAUAGGUUUUCAGAGUAAUAUUCUUCUGCAUUAUAGUGACAAAAGUUUUUUAUUUUAGUUAAAAUUGGUUAAAUUAGUAAGUCAUUUUACUUAUUGUAAUUUUAUGUAAUUAAAUGUACAUUUUUAAAUUUUUAGAUUACAUGUAAAUAUAACUUUUAAAAAAAUGUGUUAAGACCAUUGUACAUUCAAUGAAGCAUUAUUAUGCUUCUAACUUUAACCUAUUUCACCUUACUCAAGAGUGUAUGUAAAAGAUGGUAACAAUAUACUAUUUGGUAACAUAAUGGACUAACAUUUCUAUUAAUCUAUUUCACCAGUGGCUUUCAACUGCAAAUAAGUUAAAGAAUAUUUUUCUAUAGGUUAAAUAUUCUUUUUUGUCUUAUUUAAACUUACUGUUCUUAAUUUCUGUGGGUACAUAGUAUGAUUUUAAUUACCUUAUUUUAUUCUUUGUGCUAUUCAUAAUUUUUUUUGUUUGUUUGGUUUUUUUUUUUGAGACAGAGUCUUGCUCUCGCCCAGGCUGGAGUGCAGUGGCGCGAUCUUGGCUCACUGCAAGCUCCGCCUCCCAGGUUCACUCCAUUCUCCUGCCUCAGCCUCCCAAGUAGCUGGGACCACAGGCGCCCACUACUUGUUUGGGUUUUUUUUUGGAGAUGGAGUCUCGCUCUGUCACCCAGGCUGGAGUACAGUGGCAUGAUCUUGGCUCACUGCAACCCCCACCUCCCCGGUUCAAGUGAUUCUCCUGCCUCAGCCUCCCGAAUAGCUGGGAUUACAGGCGUCCACCAUCACACCAGGCUAAUUUUUGUAUUUUUAGUAGAGAUGGAGUUUCACCAUGUUGGCCAGGAUGGUCUCGAUCUUCUGACCUCAUGAUCUGCCUGCCUCGGCCUCCCAGAGUUCUGGGACCACAGGCAUGAGCCACUGCACCUGGCCAAAUGUGUAUAUAUUUAUGCAAUAUAUAACAUGUUUUGAUACAGGCAUAUAAUAUGUAUUAGUCACAUCAGGAUAAAGUAUCUAUUACCUUCAGCAUUUAUCCUUUGUAUUACAAGCCAAUUCUACACUUCAUUAUUUUAAUGUACAAUUAAAUUGUUAUUGACUACAGGGUCAUUUUAAUUAUAAAAAUUAUAUAGAAGUAUAAAUAAAGUCCAUACAUUCCUGAGUCAUGAAUAAA